AUGGCAGACGAUUUACCGAAGUCAGAAGCAACACCAGAGGCUUCUCUCGCAUCUCCUACUAUGGACAAGGCUCCCAAUAGCAACCCCUCCACAGCCCAGCAACCUCCAGCGAUUGACGCGCCUCAAAAAGAUGUUGUCAUGUCCGAUGCGCCAGUUGAGCAAGCCGCAUCACCGGCCCCGGCCAACCUAGCUCCCAGUCCAGCUCCCGCACGAACAGGUACACCAGCUCAAGGCUCUCGUGCUCCAUCUGUACAUCCAGACCCUGGUUUUACUAUGCCUUCAGAGGCGCCGGCGCACGGUGACUCCACAAGAAGAUAUUUAAACACCAAAGUCACUGGAGUAUUGCUCGAGGGUAUGAAACAAUUAGCAAAAGACCAACCAAAUGACCCUUUACGAUUUCUGGGCGAGUAUCUUAUUCAGAGGUCAAAGGAAUUAGAAAGUACAAAUUGA
Molecule: messenger RNA, 450 nt
Organism: Pochonia chlamydosporia 170
Lineage: Eukaryota; Fungi; Ascomycota; Sordariomycetes; Hypocreales; Clavicipitaceae
Product: Dpy-30 motif protein
Exons: 3
Coding region: 1-450 (149 amino acids)
Source: RefSeq, a predicted model, not a curated record